Messenger RNA from Paramecium pentaurelia, 1175 nucleotides. Lineage: Eukaryota; Ciliophora; Oligohymenophorea; Peniculida; Parameciidae. The record is from the annotation of a GenBank genome assembly.
AAUGUAUUAUCCUUAGCCCUAUUAUCCUUAAGUAUAUCCAUAAUAUAGGUAUUAACCCUAUGGUGUACGUCCUUAAGUACCAUAGUAAUGGAGACCACCUGUUUAUAAUGCUCCACAAUAUCCAUAUCCAGGAUUAAGAAUACCCCCGCCAACAUAUCCAUACAAUCCAUACACUUCAUCUAUCAUACCACCUACAUACCAGCCCUAACCUAUGUUAAGCUAAAUUAUGGCUUCUCCUUAACGAUAAUUCUAAUCCCCCGAUCGUUUGAAAGGAGCUUAGUCACCCAGUAGGAACAUGUUGAUGCAAUCUCAACAAGUUCCAAAAUCACCAGCUCCUCAGUUGCAAUCCCCAAAUAGAUAAUAUCUUACAUAUGAAUAAGUACAAGAACGCAUACGUAAUGCCUAACAGUAGCAACCUCAACCACCUCAAAAUCAAAAAUAAUGUUUAUUGUAUAUCAACUACAUUAGAUACACCAUAACCCAAGCCAAACUAAUAAAAAUAACAACCCGUGGCAUCUAAAUAAAAAUAAUAGCCCACCUAACCACCUAAGAAAGAAGAUGAUUUGGAUAAGAGAUACUAAAAUGCUCUCAAAAGCACAGAAGAAAUAAUAAAAAAGUAUUAAAUGGAUGAUUCCGGUAGUAAAGGUCGUUAAACUAAUUAAGAAAACCAAGAAGCAGAAGAUGGUGAACUCUAAGGUACAAAAUAAUAAUAUUUUUAGAGUUGGCAUUGUAAUAUGAAGAUGGUUUUAUUUAUAGAGGAUAGGGUUAUCCUCCAUAGACCAGAAGUGGAUUUGGUAUUUUAACAGAUUCUGAAGGACAAUAAAUAUAUGCUGGGUAUUGGAAAGAUAACUUAUAUGAUGGAUAAGGAAGAUUGACAAAUCUUCAAACUGAAGAAUUGACAGAACCAAUUGAUUGGAAUAAUAUGACAACUAUUGGCAAUGGAUGGGCAUCUUAUGAAGGUAAAAUAUAUAUAUAUUAUAUAAAUUAGGAAACUUUUGCCAAGGUAAAAUGCAUGGAUAGGGAACACUUAUGUUAACAAAUAAUGAAUAAUAUUUUGGAGAAUUUGAAGAUGGAAUGGUACAUGGUGAUGGAGAAUUCACAAAUCUUGAUGGAUAAGUCAUUAAAGGUAAAUGGGAUUAAGGAUACUUAAUUUAAUUAUCAGAAUAAGAAUGAAA